CGCCGGCGAGGAGGAGGAGGAGAAGAAGGAGUCCGUCGUCGUGUCGCUCUCCACGUCGGCCAACGCCGACGACGGCGAGAGCGGCGGCGGCUUGUACGCGGACGCGGAGGAGCGCGCCUUCUACGAGCAGCUCCCCGACUUGCGCGCGGUGCUCCCCGCCGUCCUCUUCUCCGAGGAGGGCGACGCGGACACGUCCGGCCUCGAGGAGGCGAUGCGCCGCCUCCCCUCCUGCUCCUCGCGCCGGGAGGUCGACGACCUCGCUUCGGAGCUCACCAUGCGAGGACUCCGCUCCGCCCGCCGCCCGCUCGUGCGGGCCCUCCUCUCGCCGCCUGCCAGCGCGGCGGACGCGCCUCGCUGCUACGCGCGCCUCGCCGCCGUGCUCUCUGGCGCCUUUAAGCACGUCGGCUCUGAGGUUGGGUCACUCGUCGCCGCAGAGUUCGAGCAGCUCGCGGAGCGGCCCGAGCAGGACUUGCCCGCCCGGCUGCGCAACGCGGCGUACGUUGGCGAGCUCGUCCGGUUCGGACUGGUCUCGCCGCCGAGCGUGUUUGGAAUGUUCAAGGCGUGCGCUGGCGCCUUCUCGGCGGCGCAGCUCGGCGUCGUAGUCGCGUUGCUCGAGGCGUGCGGCCGCUUCCUGCACGCGUCGCCCGCGUCCCACGAGCGGAUGGACGCGAUGCUGGGCGCGCUCUCGCAGCUCCGCUCCGUCCACCGCGCCCUCCCUCCCGACCUGCUCGCCGAGCUCGACGCUGCCAUCGCCGCUUGCCGCCCAGCCGAGGAGAUCGAGGCGCGGGCGGCGCCCGAGCUGCCGCCGCUGCAGCGGUACGUCCUCCACCUCCUCCACGAGCAGCUGACGGCCGGCACGGCGGAGGUUGUGGUGCGACAGCUGCGCAAGCUGCCUUGGCGCGACGAGCCCGAGGUUGGGCGCUGGUUCGCCGCCGCCGCGCUGUCGGCGGCAGAAGUGCGCUUCCACGCCAUCCCGCUGCUCGCGACAGUCUGCUCGCACUUGCUCCCAUUCCAGGAGGCCGCGGUGCUGCGCGUCGUCGACGGUGCCGUCGAGGCGAUCGCGCUGCGCCUGGUCAUCGACCGGCCCGGCAUCGACUUCGACGCCGCCAAGCAGUCGCGGCGGCGCGGCUGCCUGGUGCGGCUGGUUGGCGAGCUGUACGCGUACCGGCUGCUUGACUCGCGCGCUAUCCUGCGCAUCCUCUACUGGCUCGUCCCCAAGCAGGCGGGCGUGUGGGGCCGUGUCGUGCCUAUCACGCACGUGCCGGCCCACGCAGAGGCGGCCGGCGCCGAGCCGGCGGCGCGCACGGGGAGCCCCUCCUCGACGGCCCCGCGGACUGCGGCCGACUGCGGAUGGCGCUCGCGCUGCUCGACGUGGUUGGCGGCUUCUUCUCGCGCGGCCUCGCGCGCAGGCGUGGCGGGGGUCGGCCAGCGGCUCGACGUGUGGCUGGUCUACCUCUCGCGCUACUUGUUUUGCAAGACGGUGAGCGUGGACGUGCGUUUCGCGCUGCACGACACGCUCGCGGCGCUGCGGCCGCAGCUUGUGCUGCCCGACAGCUACGAGCAGGCGUGCGCGGCGGUGGCGCGGCUCGAGACGGUGAUGGCGGACGACCAGGCGCAGGGCGAGGCGCUAGCGCACGAGCUGCUGCACGAGGCGGCCGGGGCGGGGGCUACGAGCGGCGAGGAGGAGGGCGAGGAGGGCGAGGAGGGGGAGGAGGGCGACGGCGAGGAGGAGGGCGAGGAGGGCGAGGAGGGCGAGGGCGAGGGCGAGGAGGACGACGAGGAGGCGGCGGAGGCGGCGGAGGUGGAUCGCGAGUUGGCGCAGCUUGAGGAGGAGCUCGCCGAGCUCGAGAUGGCGGACGAGGCCGACGCGGGCGGCAAGGCCGACGGUGCGGAGGAGGAGGAGGAGGUGGCGCUCGUGCGGGCAGCUGCGCGGCGCGAGGCGACAGCGGAGGAGGCGGAGGCGUUCGAGCGCGAGAUGGCGAGCAUGAUGGCAGACACGCGCAAGGAGCGCCCCCGAGCGAGCGCCGACGCGGCGCCUCGCGUGCCGAUGACGCUGCUGCGCCCGGGCGGCGGCGGGGGCGGCGGCGGCGGCGGCGGCGGCGGCGGUGGCGGCGGCGGCGGGGGCGAGGGCCCAGGCGACCUCAAGCUUCGCGUCAUGUUCCGGAGUGGCGGCGGCAAGCAGCAAAAGGUGGAGGCGCCGCAGGUGGCGGUGCCAGUGGACGCGCCGCUCGCGAAGGCGGUGAUUCGGAUGGACGAGGCCGCGGCUGCCGAGCGGCGGAGGCUGAAGCAGCACAUCCUCGCCCGGCAAGACGACGCGGGAGGCGACAGCGGUGGGCCGCGCCUGGUCAGGAUCCAGCAGAAUGCGCCCGACGAGCAGGAGGGCAAGCCGUCCGGCGGCCGGCGCCACAAGAAGUGACGGCGGGACAGACGCGCGCUCGCUGGGCAGGGCAAGGCUGCCUCGGUCGCGCUUUGUGUUGGCUCGCGUCGUCGCGCACGUCGACACAGGCGCCCGAAUUAAAGCCGUUUUCUGUGAGCCUGGAUUCCCUCCCAGGAGAAGUGAGGGUCGCCGAGAACUGUAAGGUGCCUGAAUAAAAG
Emiliania huxleyi CCMP1516 is the source of this 2595-nucleotide messenger RNA. RefSeq lists its product as hypothetical. Gene Ontology annotation, cellular component: cytoplasm; exon-exon junction complex. Bases 212 to 2416 code for a protein of 734 amino acids. Gene Ontology annotation, biological process: nuclear-transcribed mRNA catabolic process, nonsense-mediated decay. Lineage: Eukaryota; Haptophyta; Isochrysidales; Noelaerhabdaceae. The transcript has 12 exons. The record is from RefSeq and is a predicted model, not a curated record. Gene Ontology annotation, molecular function: protein binding; RNA binding.